CAACGUGUCACGUGGUCACAUCUUUACGUUGUACACAGAAGUGACGCAAGCGCGGCGCUUCCAUCAGUACAUCAUCUUGUUACCGGUGUGUGAGUUAUAUUUUGCUUUAAAAAAAACAAAAACAGAGUGAUCGAAUUGGACAUGUACCGUUAACUUUAAUGGUUUAGACGAUAUGACAUCUGAUUGGCUGAAUUCAUUCAAAUAUUUUAUAAAUAAUGCUGGAAGGGACGGCGUUUGCGAUUCUAUAAAAAGGUAUCUACUUUGUCACAGAGAUGAUCAAGUUCUUUCUUAUCGUUAACAAGCAAGGGCAGACAAGGCUGUCAAGAUACUAUGAGCGCUUGGAUGUAGAAAGAAGGUCUCAGCUGGAAUGCGAGGUUAUCAAACUAUGCCUCUCUCGGACCAAAGAUCAGUGCUCCUUCCUAGAGUACAAGGCCUGUAAGCUGGUGUAUCGUCAGUAUGCAGCAUUAUUCAUUGUGGUGGGAAUAGAUGAGUCGGAGAAUGAAAUGGCAGUGUUUGAACUCAUUCAUAAUUUUGUGGAAGUUUUGGACAAAUAUUUCAGUAGAGUGAGCGAGUUGGAUGUAUCCUUUUAUUAUAAUAUUCAGAGAGACUGGAAAGCUGCCAAUUUUCAGUUGACUUAUGAUUAGCGCUGCAGAACUUCAUCGUGCUCUACAAAUACCUGAUAAUAAUAAUAAUUCUGUUUUGGCCCUGAAA
Bombina bombina (fire-bellied toad) is the source of this 711-nucleotide messenger RNA. Its product is annotated as AP-4 complex subunit sigma-1-like. The coding region runs from base 273 to 644 and encodes 123 amino acids. The record is from RefSeq and is a predicted model, not a curated record. Gene Ontology annotation, cellular component: intracellular membrane-bounded organelle. The transcript is spliced from 5 exons. Lineage: Eukaryota; Metazoa; Chordata; Amphibia; Anura; Bombinatoridae. Gene Ontology annotation, biological process: protein transport; vesicle-mediated transport.